CCACACCCAAACUUCCACUUCACAAAAUUCACAGAAGGGAAGAGAAGAGGAGGGGAAGAGAAGCCAGUGUGAAAAAAAUAACUGCAAACUGUCAAAAACCAACGGCCACCUAGCUCGCACCACCAUUUCCAAGUUCAUCUCUUUGUUUCUCCUUAUAACGGUAGUCUCAAACCGAAUGUUUGCUUUAUACCCUACCUCUCUCUUCUUCCCAUCUAAGCCUUCCGCCCUCCGCUGCCGCGCCACCGGGGACAUCCCGGUGGGCCCCUCGUUCCCCCGGUGGUUCCACUUCCCCUCCUCGGCCGAAAUAUCCGGCGUCCGUAUCGGCCACGACGUUGACGCAGCCGCCAAGGACGGCUCGGCUAGGAGCGGCGCACCCGGUAACAACAGCCUGAAAGUUAAUGCCAGAGAGAAGAAGAAAUGGUCUCGUUGGGGAGAUAGCUACUUGGACGACGAUAGCGACGCUCUUCCGCUUCCAAUGACCUAUCCGGAUUCUUCUCCGGUCCCACCCGAAGAGAUCGAUCGACGCCUCCGGUGCGAUCCCCAAGUUCAGGAUUGCAAGGAAGUCGUGUACGAAUGGACAGGAAAAUGUCGAAGUUGCCAAGGAUCCGGAUUUGCCAGCUAUUAUAAUAAAAGAGGAAAAGAGAUCAUCUGCAAAUGCUUACCUUGUGCAGGAAUUGGAUAUGUGCAGAAGAUAACAGCUCGCAAGGACAUUGAAGUAAUGGAGGAUUUAGAUAAUGGAAGACCACCAUGAUUAAAACAAAUAUAGUUUUGAUUCUUUUUAAGGAUUCCGGGAACUAUACCAUGCAAUCAUUUUGAUAUUGUUUAUCCUCUUGUUCAAUACAGUUUGCAUGUAGACUAACCACCUUUGGGUUUCUAUACCGGGAAAGAUAACCUCCUUGAAUUGGGAAGGAGAUUCUGCAGAACAAGGCAAUAGAGAAAUG
Messenger RNA from Juglans microcarpa x Juglans regia, 941 nucleotides. Its product is annotated as protein disulfide-isomerase SCO2-like. The transcript has 3 exons. The coding region runs from base 176 to 751 and encodes 191 amino acids. Lineage: Eukaryota; Viridiplantae; Streptophyta; Magnoliopsida; Fagales; Juglandaceae. The record is from RefSeq and is a predicted model, not a curated record.